Molecule: messenger RNA, 5674 nt
Organism: Micropterus salmoides (largemouth bass)
Lineage: Eukaryota; Metazoa; Chordata; Actinopteri; Centrarchiformes; Centrarchidae
Gene: itprid1
Product: ITPR interacting domain containing 1
Exons: 10
Coding region: 348-4148 (1266 amino acids)
Molecular function (GO): signaling receptor binding
Source: RefSeq, a predicted model, not a curated record
AAAAACACCAGGUAUGGCAGUACAGAGGCGGAAAGACUAUUUGACAAAAUGCCAGUGUGAAAUGGAGUCCCAGUCUGGGAGAGGGAGGUAGAGGCAACUGCCAAAAGCCAAACACCCUCUAGAGAAAAAAAAAAGAGGGAGGGUUGGAGGGUGAGCGACAGAGAAAGACAAACACUUUCCUAAUAUAGCUCGAGGAGCCUUGACACCAGACCUGGACAGGAUAUACUGACUUUCACCCAGCAGAAAAUCCAGGAGAAGCUUCCUGGUUUUCUAAAUGUCUUGUCUUCCCUGCAGCAUCUUUAUAUGGUAACCAGGGAGUGAGGACGGUCCAGGAAUUUCUGCGUGUGAUGGACAUACUCAACUUGUGGAAUGAUGACCCAGAGGAGGUUCUCUUGGACCUGGGCUUUGGUUGUGAUGAACCUGACCUCUCUGGGCGCAUCCCGGCACGAUUCAUCAAUCAUCAGUCUCAGGCCAGAGGAAUAAACCUCCAGGUCUUUCUAGAGACCCAGAAGAACCGUCUGGACUUGGAAAACCCAGAUGUCAGCAAUCGUUUUAGACAACUCGAGGUUCUCCAACAGGUAACUACAGCAUUCUCCUCCUUGGUGGGGUCUUCGUCCUCCCCCUCCCUUCCUCCUGAGACCCGGGAGAGGAGGAGGCAGAUGGGCAUGCUGUUCAGACGAGCAUCAAAGAAGUCACUUAGCCAAAUCCACAACCAUAAAACCCAGGACCUAACGACACCUGCUGCAACCUCUCCUCCCUGUGCUCCACAUGAGUCACUGCAAAUUCCACCCAGCCUUGCAGACAAGAAAGUCUCCUUAAAAAGAGUCAAACCUGGACUUCUGGAGACUGUGUGUCUGUGUCCUUUGGCAGAGGAGCAAGGAACUGGUCCAGACCGUCAGCCUCACAUGGUUUCUUCGAAAGCCUAUGAAGCACUCACACACUUGCCCCUGAUGGAAGGUCAACCCCUGAUGGUCAGCACUUUUUCACAGAGGAAGAAGAGCCUUGGGCCAGCCAGGGAAUCAUUUGAAAUAGAGGAGAUCCACAGUUUUGAUGAAUGUAGUGUCUACACGAGAGGAGCAGAAAACGUACAGGGUGUAAUACGGACCAACAGCUGCCAGUCAGACAGCAGUGGUUUUCUAGAGGAGCCCUUCAUACCUACCCUCUCUCAGCAGGCUUCACCAGGACCUGAUCACAUUAAGGCUCUGUCAGUCCUGUCAGGAGGGAGCAACGACAGCCAGAUCAGUGAUAGGCCAGGUUGGCCUUCUUCCUCUCCUACCUCACCAUCUCUCCUGCUCUCCUCAUCUUUGGCCUCUUCUAGUGUUGACAAUUCUCUCAUCUCCUCACCCUAUCCUACACCAGAUCAUUCAUUAGUCUUUGACCCUUCCCCAUCUCCUGUCUUGUUGUGUCUCCCAAAAUCUGAUGUGCAAAAUUCAGAGAUAGAGACACCACCAGAUCAGGAUCACUCUCCACCUGCUUCACCAGAGUUACAGAAUGCAUCUAACUCCCAAUCUCCAACUCCCACUUCUCCUUGCUUCCCUACAUCUCCCCCCAUGCAACCUGCCUCAGUGAUUAGAGGGUCAGAGGAGAUUCAAACUGGGGACCCCCACCCCUCUACUUUUUCUCAUGACUCUAAAAGCACAGCAUGCUCUACCUUUUCAAGUGUCCCUCUUCCUGCCUCAUCUCCUUUUCCCUCUCCAACUCCAGAUUGGGACUGUCCACUGUCUGCCUCUAUUGCUAUGUCUUUUACACAGUCUGACUCCUCCUCUAGGAUUCCAGGAAAAACACAAGUCCUCUCUUCUUCUGGUGGAUUAUCAUCUCUGCUUCUGUCCUCCUAUUUUUCUCCCUCUGCCCCUCCUGAUUUUCAUCAUCCAUCCUCUUUAGCAUCUAAAGACUAUCCACUAAUUGAAUCCCUCUUACAGAGUCUAGAAAAUAAUUUUAAAGAUUCUCUUUUCUCAGACUCGGUUGGACUUGGCAUCCCCUAUUCACCUACCGGUAAACAAAAGAAAGAGGAAGAACACACCUCCUCUCUCUCCUUUCAUUCAGACAAGGACAGUCCCCCAGUUCCAUCCUCUUUCAUUUUGCACUGCUCUAAAUUUGACAAAGGUUGUCCCACACUACCGUGCAUUUCUCCUGACGGUUCCAUUCCAUUUUGUCAAUCUACCUUGUCAUCACAACCUCAUGGUCCAGAUUGUUUUAUAGAGACGGCUUUUGGAAGGAUUUCAGACCUGACAGGGCAGUCCAUCUCCCUACAGGACAGACCAUGUUCUCAAGAUGAUAACACAGACCCUGCUCCAGCCUCUCCUGUUCAAGAUGUUGUUCAUGUUAAGAUGGGUCACCUCGCUUUGGACUUAGAGGAUACCCUUCAGAAGAAUGGAAAUGGAGAGGUAGAGGUAGAGGGUGAGAGACAUACUGACACUGUGCAGACUCGAGAGGUUGAUGUUUACAUCUCAGAUACAGAGAGUUCUGCCGGUCUGUCAGAAUGCACUAAAUUAGUCUCUGAGGAAGUCUGUAACCAAACAGAUAUAAAAACACAGGUCCCCUCCUGUAGUUUGCAUGAUGAACUUUCAGCUGAAACCAAACCAGAAGAGUUUAGAAAAGUCUUUCAAAUGGAAAUGGAUGGCACAGGAAGUGGAUCAUCAAGAAGUGUUUUACUUUUACAUGAUAAAGUUCCAAAGGAUCUAAUCGAGAUUGAGAGCUUAGAUAUGGUAUUUCAAACCUCAGUGGAUGGCUCAGAAGCUGAAAAUGGAGAUGUGGAUGCCUUUUUUGAGCAGCUUGAUACUGAAGGGAGAGCCUACUGGGCAGAACCUAUUCAGGUUUCCAAUCCAACCCAUGUGCUUGAAGAGUCUGGCAGCUUUGAAUCCUCAGAUGGAUCUUCUGAGAAUUCUCUGUUGCCUAGAGGCCAAGGUGAUUCAUUUUCAUCCACAGGUAGAGCUAUGUCUUUAGUUUGGUCAUCCUCAACAAUAAUUGACAAUGACCAAACCUUAAGUAAUGCAACUGCAUCAUCAGGCACACCUUCCUCCCCAUUCCCAUCCUCGUCCACAACCCCAGACCUCAAGCCAUCAAGCUGUUCUGUUUCUGUCCAGAUGCCCUCAGCUCUAUCUUCUCAUAUUGUCCACAGAAAGGAUGUUCCCUACAUGACUGACUCAAAAUGUACCCUUCUCCCUAGUGUUCUCCCUUUGGACACAUCCACCCCUUUCCGUGCAGUCCAGUCAUGGACAGACCGGCAGAUACAACGAAACACUCUCACCAAAAAGUUAUCACAUGGGGCUCUGCAUAUUGUCCCAAACGAAGUCACUGUAUCCACAAGUGAAUCCUCAGAAGCCACACAAACCCCUACACUGAUCUUUGCUUCGUCUUCAUCUUGCCCUCUGCUGUCUAAUGACUGGCAGUCACAUGACUGUCUCCCUGGGAUGGUUAGACAGUUCUGUACUGUGUCUGUGGAUAAAGGGCAUGGGCCUGAAGAGGAAGAAGAGGUGGACAGGAAUGGGAAUGAAGAUGAGGAGAAGCUUUGGGAGGGUAAUCAGACAGCCAACAAGGCAUGCUGCCGCUCCUGUUACCAUCAGUGCACCUGGUGUAAUCAGAAGAGUUACAUCAAGCAACACACUGUGGGAAACAGUCCUUACUCUCUGGAUGAGCUGGAGGAGAUGAUGCUUUGUCUGCAGCAGUUUCGCUCUGUGCUCAGCAAUAUGGAGGAGCAGCUGUCUGAAGACCAAGCUGCAGUUUACACAUCUCUGUCUGACCAGGACAGGGAGAAGGUUCGGGACAUAAUGGAGCUGAGGCAAAAAGUAAAACAGGAGGCUGGAGAGCUGGAGAUGCAGCUGAAUGAACUGGCCCAUCACUAUGACGACAGCUUGAAAAUGAAGAUGCACAGACUGUUGGACGAGCAGUCUCUGCUCUGCUCUCAGCUCAGAGUCUUUCUUCCUGGAACGAGUCCCACCCCCAGCAGGACAGUAGCCACUCAGUGCUGCUUGCUGCCCUGGAGCCCUCCGGCUGAUGUGCAGCAUGGCCAGGCCUCCUCCUGGAGCACCAUGAAUGUACACUCCCAGUCACAGUCACUUCUUGGAUCAGAGAGCAUCUGUGAGGGCAUGGGCUGUUUUCCCACUAAGGCAGACAAGCUGGACAUAGUGGGCUUCCUCCAGAGAGAAUGAAGCUGUUAAAGACAGAGAAGCAGAUGGUCCACCUAGAGGAUGAGGAGCAUGUGAAGGAUUAAACCCUAUCUUUUGCAGUGAUUUUGUGUCCACACUCUUAAUAAAUCCUGACCCAACAUAAAUGGUGCUAUGAGUCUACUUGCUGAUUUAUCAAGGAAAAGACACAAAAUAGUGACAUUUUGAAAUGUGGGUUUCUCAACUUGAACCAAGUUAAACGAGCAUAAGAAGAAAUACAGGGUUUUUUGCCACCAGUCCAAAAAUACCGACUUUGCUACAUUGUUAACAGCUUUUGAAAACACUCACAGAAAAGUCUACUGUGAAUGGUGCAUUGCAGUUUGUGGCGUGUGAGAGUUUUUGAACCAGGGACAGAUACACGAUACACCAGCAGCACCAACACAACCCAUGGCACACUUUACGCAAACAAGAUUACUGAACAAUAUUUUUAACAAUAACUUCCGUUAAACAGAUGUGAAACAGAACAAGGAGCGUGUUGCUAUCAGGAGGAAGCGGCUAGAAGGACAGUGGCACAAUGAUAUCUAAAAAAAAAUCUACAUCUAUCCACGGCAGAGGCUCUCAAUCCACAACCUGGAGGAGGAACUAGUAUAAAUGAGUGUAUUAGUAUAAUAGUAUAUCACGAAAUAAAAAGUAUAAUGUUCAGUAAUAGUAUAUUGUCAGUAUAAUGUUAUAUUAAUUAUUCUAGCCAUUAUAAUUUCAUAUAACAGCAUACUAUUUUACCAGUAGUUUUUUAAAUCCAGUUACAGCUGUUUCAUUUCUGUGGGUUGUUUUUAUUCAUUAAAGUUUUUUAGCCUAGUUUAUUUUUUUGUUCAUUCACAUGUUUAGUUUACUUAGUAUCUGUUUUGUCUCGUAUCUUAGUUUUAGUCCUGCAUUUUAGUUCUGUGUCUUUGUGUUUAUUCCUGGUUCUGUGCGUUUUGUUAUUUUGGCCUUGUCUGUUCAGUGUUCUGUUUGAUCCUAGUUUCUGUCUUUUUUCUGUUACAUUUGUAGUCUAUUUGUAUGAUUAGUUCUUUAUUCUGUUCUGUAUUCCAGCUCCUGUUUGUUUCUUCUAUUGUGUUAGUUGCCAGUGCCAUGUGUUCAGUGUUCAGUCUGCUUGUUUCAUGUUCUGUUUAGUUUUCAUCUAUUGAGUGUUCAGUUUGUAUGUCUGCAUUUUGGUCUGGUCUGGUCCUCAAUUGAUUUCAUCUGCUUGCCUGUGCUUGUAUUCUGUCUAAUUACUUCAUGUCCUCCACCUGGUCUUGUUCCUGCCCUGCUUGUUACUUGGUGUUUAAAUGUUUGCUUGUUCUGUUCAGUCUUUGUUACGUCCUCAUUGUAUGUGAGUUAUUGUUUUAUUGUUGUUCCCUUUAGGAUUCCCUACCUUUGGACUUACCCCCUGGAUUGAACUUUGUAUCUUGUUUUUGGUUUUUCCUUGUGGAUUAUGUUUCGGGUUGGAGUAUCCUUUGGUUUGGACAUUUGCCGCUGUGCUCCCAGCAUAAGCCUGUUUAGUUUGUUUAAUAAAUCUUUAUAUUGAAAUGCAA